This is a messenger RNA of Vanessa tameamea, 2814 nucleotides long. RefSeq lists its product as uncharacterized. Gene Ontology annotation, biological process: cilium movement; cilium assembly. Gene Ontology annotation, molecular function: protein binding. The record is from RefSeq and is a predicted model, not a curated record. The transcript is spliced from 18 exons. Lineage: Eukaryota; Metazoa; Arthropoda; Insecta; Lepidoptera; Nymphalidae. Gene Ontology annotation, cellular component: extracellular exosome; motile cilium. The coding region runs from base 1 to 2814 and encodes 937 amino acids.
AUGAGGAAAUCGAAGAACCGAUCGGAGGCAUCUAUAAGAACAGUCAAGUCAGAAACACAAUAUAAAGAAGAAAUUUACGUGCCACCGCUUGACGUUCUAAGUAUUAGCAUCCUAGACUUGAGAGUUCCUGACGAGGAUCCUAAACCGUAUACAUUGAAGAUUACAUUCUUUGAUCAAUUGCUAUUGUCAAGUGUGGUCAUGUCUUCUAAUAGCAGACAGGAGAAAGACACCAAUAAAUCAAUCCUUGCUGAAGGAUAUAUGAAUUACGAUCCGUCAGAUUAUGAAAAAAUGUGCUUGUUUGUCAAUCACCCUCUAACUAAUACAAAUGACAUGAUCAUCAAAAAACGCAUGGAAUCUAUGAUACCACCAUCAGUCUUACUCGCUAAAAGUUGGGAUAAUUUUCCAAAAAUUACGUUAAAAUUGAAUAUUAUAAGAAACGAAGAAAAUCAUAUACAUCAUAAAAAAUUUAGAAAUCCAAACUAUUUUAAAUUUACUCUCGUGGGAUGUUACAACUUUUUAAUUCCUUUUAAAAGCAGUAUAACUUAUACAGCGGCAACAAAAUUACCAGUGUCGAAUGAAAUGCACAGUUCAGUCUUCACAUUUGAUAAUGGCUAUAUAGCCCCAGAGCGAUUUGAAUAUAUGUCUUUUUAUCCACACUGGGAGAGUCUAAGGCUUCAAGACGAACGAUUUACGAAAGGAGAUCUAAAACUUCAAUGUGACUUGAAAGAAUUCCAAAAUGUACAAAAUAUCGAUUUGGAAUAUUACCUAAAUGACUCAUCAAAACAGCUCAGCACAGUUUGGGCCUCAUUCCACCGAACGUUAUUACUUAAGGACUCUGAACAAUGGCUCUCUAAUUACAUACGCCAAUACAAAUGGCCAUUAGAAGUGCAAAUGUAUGAGGAAGGCCAAGGAUACAGUUUUAUGGGCUUCAUCGACCUAUUCAAAUUGCUCUAUCCGGGAGAAAAAACUACUAGAAUAGUCGUACCGUUACAAUGGUUCGACGCAGAGAGCCUGAUGGAGAAAUGUGGUUGUGAACCCCUACUCACGCCUACUGAAUUAAUUCAAUCUCCUAACCAUCAAAAAGUUAUCAGUAAUGUAACAGAAUUUUCAUCUGUCACCAACGAAAUACUACCAACCGGUAGCGAUGGCAGCUGUGCGUUUGCUAUAAUCGAAGUGACAAUGGCGCGACCUUUUAAAAAGCCUAUUAUACCACCACAUAUAACACAAUCGGAAAUAAAUGAAAUGGCGACUGACCUAGAGUUGUUACCGAUAAAACGAGAGUGUUCUGGACGAGGUCAACUCGAGCGGGAUUGGCAAGCGAUGAUAUCAAAUGCGGCUAAAUCGCUACUACAUGUUCCUUACUAUGGUUCAGCAGAUAUUUGUGCCAUUAUCAGACAACUGAGCACUUCACGAACGCGUGUGGAACUUUUCACGUCCUUCUGGCAAGAAGCUGCCAUAUACGUCAACAACAAUUUUGUUGUCAGCGAUUUCCUGCGAUCCAACGACACUUACGAAGAGAUGCUAAUGAUAGCCCAUUCUUGUCUGAUGAAAAUUACGUACGAAACUCUCAAUGAAAUUGAUGACACACAAGAAAUAAACCCAACUCUGAGAGCCGCCAGACAGUCGCGACAACUUCAGGACUUACCUCAUGCUAUGGAACUUUAUUUACAGUUGGUAGUGGAAAGACCCCGGGAAGCAGAUAAUUGGCGUGAACUAGCCACAUGCCUCAGAGACAUUGACGAGGACUGGGCUGACGUCUGUAUUAAUAAAUCGCUUUUGCUAAAUCCACGGCAUCCCUUAAGUCUCCUAUCAAAAGGCUCUAUGGUUUUUGAUAAAGAUCCGGACGCAGCUGAGCCAUUCUUUGUAGCCUUACUGGCAUUUUAUCCGUUUUAUCCAACCUUAUGGAUAGCUGCCAACGCGUAUUACCUUCACAGGGAACUGUUUGAUAUGGCUCAGCAAAUCAUGGAACAAAUAAAAAGGACAAGAGCGGAAGGACUGUCAGGGGAGAUGAGAUACUCUCGUGCUUGGGAACGAGAACUCGGAGACUGGUGGGACCACACACCCUUACUACCUGGCACCAGCUUAUAUUACGACGCGGCCGAUCUACUUCUAAGAAUUCGAGCUAUUUCUCUAGCUGAGGUCUGCAUAGCUACUGCUCUAUCGGAAACUGGCGAAUCUCCUGUAUAUUAUCACAUGGUCGCGCUAUGCUGUCGAUUAAGAGGACAGAUUGAAGAUGCUUUAUGCCAUCUAAAGCAAGGAAUCGAAAAAUUUGGUGAAAUAAGUUAUUUGAGGAGCCUUGAAGGUGAGUGCUAUCAUAAGAUGAAAAAUAUAGUUCCGUCCAUAGCAUCGUUCAAAAAAGCUGGCAGCUAUAGUAGCCCUUACAUCGCCUUACUCUCUCUGCCCCGAUAUGACCAUCAGCGAACUCGUUCGAUACUCUCGGACGUUGUUCGUCGUCAUCCAAGUGCCUAUGCUUGGAUCGCAUUGGCUGAGGAUUGGUUAAUGCGCAGUUCUUCCGGAGAAGGAGAUGCAGAAGUAAGAAAAGACCAGCGAACAGCAACCUCAAAUGCUGCUAACUGCGCGGCUAGAGCGCUCAAUUGCGACCGUCGCGCGGGGCGCGCCUGGGCAUUGCUGGCUACCCUGCUCUCACCGAGCACAAGGCGACAGUACUGCAGAGUUAUGGCAUCUGCGUGUGAUUACAAGAAACCAAUAGAAGAACUUAGAAAAUCUUUGGGAGAGCAAAAAUCGUUUUGUUUUCGCAUCGGUAAAGUUCUACAAGAGUGUCGUUGUGAAAUGUGUAUAAAUCUUGCUAUUUGA